AUGACCUCAGAAAUGUGGGCACCGUCUGUGAAGAUGGAAGCUACAGUCCCUGAGGCGGAAGGAGCUUCCUUGGAGCAAGGGGAGAGGGUGCAGAUGGUGGAGCGUGCCCAAGAUGUCCUGUCCUGUGGAAAAGGCAACGAAGAGAUGCUGUUGAGCCAUCAUCUGUUCAGAGGUGUGGAAGCAGCUGCUCCCCCUCCAAUCCAGCACACAGGGAAGAAGCCUUUUGAAUGCUCAGAUUGUGGAAAGAGAUUCAGUCGGAGUCGCAGUCUUCGAGAGCAUCAGAGAACCCACACAGGGGAGAAGCCUUUUGAAUGCUCAGAAUGUGGAAAGAGAUUCAGUCGGAGUCGCAGUCUUCAACAUCAUCAGAGGACCCACACAGGAGAGAAGCCUUUUGAAUGCUCAGAGUGUGGAAAGAGAUUCAGUCAGAGUGGCAACCUUCAACUGCAUCAGAGGACCCACACAGGGGAGAAGCCUUUUGAAUGCUCAGAGUGUGGAAAGAGACUUCGUACGAACAGCAGUCUUCAAAUGCAUCAGAGGACCCACACAGGGGAGAAGCCUUUUGAAUGCUCAGAGUGUGGAAAGAGACUUAGUACGAACAGCAGUCUUCAAAUGCAUCAGAGGACCCACACAGGGGAGAAGCCUUUUGAAUGCUCAGAGUGUGGAAAGAGAUUCAGUCGGAGUGGCCAUCUUCAAAUGCAUCAGAUGACGCACACAGGGGAUAAGCCUUUUGAAUGCUCAGAGUGUGGAAAGAGAUUCAGUCGGAGUGGCAGUCUUCAAAUGCAUCAGAUGACGCACACAGGGGAGAAGCCUUUUGAAUGCUUGGAGUGUGGAAAAAGAUUUAGCAUGAGUGGCAGUCUUCAAAAGCAUCAGAGAACCCACACAGGUGAGAAGCCUUUUGAAUGCUCAGAGUGUGGAAAGGGAUUCAUGUGGAGUGGCAAUCUUCAAAGGCAUCAGAGGACCCACACAGGGGAGAAGCCUUUUGAAUGCUCAGAGUGUGGAAGGAGAUUCAGUAUGAGUGGCAGUCUUCAAAUGCAUCAGAAGACCCACACAGGGGAUAAGCCUUUUGAAUGCUCAGAGUGUGGAAAGAGAUUCAGUAUGAGUGGCAGCCUUCAAAGGCAUCAGAGAACGCACACAGGGGAGAAGCCUUUUGAAUGCUCGAGGUGUGGAAAGAGAUUCAGUACGAGCGGCAGUCUUCAAAUCCAUCAGAGGACCCACACUGGGGAGAAGCCUUUUGAAUGCUCUGAGUGUGGAAAGAGAUUCAGUAUGAGCGGCAGUCUUCAAAUGCAUCAGAGGACCCACACUGGGGAGAAGCCUUUUGAAUGCUCAAAGUGUGGAAAGAGAUUCAGUACGAGCGGCAGUCUUCAAAUGCAUCAGAGGACCCACACUGGGGAGAAGCCUUUUGAAUGCUCAGCGUGUGGAAAGAGAUUCAAUCAGAGUGGCGGUCUUCAAAUGCAUCAGAGGACCCACACAGGGGAGAAGCCUUUUGAAUGCUCAGAGUGUGGAAAGAGAUUCAGUCAGAGUGGCCAUCUUCAACUGCAUCAGAGAACCUACACAGGGAAGAAGCCUUUUGAAUGCUCAGAGUGUAGAAAGACAUUCUGUCGGAGUGGCAGUCUUCAACAGCAUCGGAGAACCCACACGGGAGAAGCCUUUUGAAUGCUCAGAGAGUUUGUAAAGAGAUUCAGUAAGUGUUGUUAUCUUCAAUACCAUCAUUGAACUCACGCAGGGGAGAAGCCUUUUGAAUGCUUGGAGUGCGGAAAGAGACUUAGUACGAGUGGCAGUCUUCAGUGUCAUCAUAGAACCCACACGGGAAUGUUGGCAUAGAAAAUAAUGCCGGUAAGGCAUGUGGCAGUGCUAACAGAUCUGACAGCUGCUGUCGAGUAGAUGGACUGUAGAUGAUCUGGCAGAUGAGAACUGGUUCUGGCCAGAUGUAUGAGAUCAUCAGGUGAAGAGUGCAAGCUGACUCAGAAUGACUAAGCACUAUUCACUCAUUGGUCCAGCAAUUAACAGCUACUGUAUAUAACUGUGUCUAUGCUGUACCCACUGUUCUCUUCUCAAUAUUAUGAUUGUCUGGUGUAGAGUUAUGUUGGAGAGCUAUAUAUUCUGUAAAUAAUAAAUCCUGUACAUAGUUUAA
Heteronotia binoei (common prickly gecko) is the source of this 2131-nucleotide messenger RNA. Its product is annotated as zinc finger protein OZF-like. The coding region runs from base 1 to 1653 and encodes 550 amino acids. Lineage: Eukaryota; Metazoa; Chordata; Lepidosauria; Squamata; Gekkonidae. The transcript is spliced from 4 exons. The record is from RefSeq and is a predicted model, not a curated record.